AGGCAAAGGAGGGAGGAUAAAGCAAGAAUCGAGGGAGAAAAGAGAACACAGAGGCACAGAAAAACAGAUCAUUAUACAGCAAACGAGCAAGAGGCCACUGAAUGAAUAACAAGGAAGGGAUUACAAAGCGCAGGACCAAAAAAAAAAGAGGAGAGGACGCUGAACACUCUCUCUUUCUCUCUACUCUCUCCUUCCUCCACUCCCUCCCCCCUCUUCCUAUCCUUCCUGUCACCCUCCCAACUCUCCCACAGGCUCUCCCUCGCAGGCGAGCUCUCUAGUCAAAGAUGGCAUGAGCACACUAUCACCCGUCCUCAGCUUGUGCAGCGUAUUCUCUUCUCCCCCCUCCCCUCUCCUUCUCUCUCUCUAUCGCUGCACUCCUGUAUCUCCCUCCGAUCCCUUUUCACCUCCUUGCUCGACACAGGUUCAAUCCAGAGGGCGAAGAGGAGGGAGGUAGACAGAGGCUGACCUCUCCACUCCUCACACCUCGCACCCGCAGGGCCCAGAGGGUGCCGGAGGAGGGAGCCGUCUGAUGACUUACGCCGACAACGAGCUCCUUAACCCGGCCGGCCACAGCGCGCCCCCUCCUCUCUCCUCCCUGCUCCUGUGGAUUCUCUCCUUCUCACAGUCAGUGGAGGAGUGAUCCAGGACCAUGUUUGGGUUAAAGACUCCACACUUCUACCUCCCAGGUAUGAACCAUGAGUCCAAUAAAUCGGCAUCAUUAGGAAUGAUCUCCACGGCAACUCGCACCACCGCCACUGUCAGCCCCCUCAGCCCACUAACCAAUGGGAACGUGGUCGCCCAAUCUGCAAACUCUGGAUUCGCUGCUGCCCUGCGCAAACUGGCCAAACAGGCCGAAGAUCCCAGAGGUUCUGCCGUCAGCGGUGAGUCGUCUCCCGUCCCGUCCCCGGCCACCAGCCACAGCUCGCCGGUAACCACCCCGAAGCGGGGCUCGCUAGGGCCCCACCUGGGCCAGACCAGAGGCCACGGUGUAUCCGGCACCGCCCCGGUGGUCACCAUUGCCCCUACCAAGACCAGCAACGGCCUGUGGAGGGCCGACGCAAGACAGGUUGAUCUGAGUGUUCAGGGACUCGGUAGAGAGCGGUUGGGGGCCGAGAACACCCAGACACAACAGGAUAAGAGGACUCCUCCGACCCCCUCUCGUCACCCCCUGGCUCACCCCUUCGGCCUCACCCCUAGCUCAGUCAUGCAGGACCCCAGAAUGCAGAGCCUCAGUUUGCCCGGGCAGAUGCACCCCGUGGUUCCCUCGAGCGCCAUCCAGGAGGAGUACCUGAGAGCGCUGCGGCCGUUUGGCACGUCGGAUGACCUCCGGCUGACCUCUCUACCCAUGAGUUUGGAGCAAGCUGCCGCGGCCCACGCCGCAGCCGCCGCUGCUUACUAUCAUCCUGCCUACAUGCACCACCCGCUGUCCUUACCAAGGAUGGAGGAGUCCAUGUGUCUCUCCGCGCUACGCUCGCAGUUCUACUCUGUACCUGGAGGAGGCGCCUUCUCUCCUCUCCACCACUCUGCCCUCCACUUGCACAUGCCUGGAGGCCGCUACCCCGGAGAACUGAACCACACGGCGGCGCUGGCUGAAAGGCUGCAGAUGGAGAAUGAUCUCCGCCAGCGAGAGAGAGAGCAAGAGCGCGAACGAGAGAAAGAAAGGGAGCGUGAGGCCGGGCUGGAGCGGGAGAGGGAGAGAGAGAGGGAGGAGGAGCGGGAGAGAGAGCUGGACAGGCAGAAGGACAGGCAGAAGGAGAGGCAGAGGGAGAGACAGCAGCAGAUGGUCAGAGCAGCCGAAAACCACUACCUGGCUGAGCUGCAGGCUCGGAGGGCACCACCAGAGGACAGGGCCAGGCCAGGUGAGAGGCUGACCCCGAACAGACUGGACAAAACCAAGGACUCUGAGCACCCGUGUUUCCCAGCACACAUACCUAUGUCCCUGCAGCCGGGCCUUCACCCCUCCAGGGGCUCCAUCCCACACCCUGUGCCCAACCUGGUGCCUUCUCACUUGGGGAAGCAUCACGCUGCUGCUGCUGGGGGGAUCCAUGGAGCUCUGGCAGCUGCCAUGAUGACUCAGAGGGCUAGUGAGGCGGCAUGGUUGACACGGCAACGAGGACAAGGGAAUGAGAGGGACGCUCCGCUGGAGAUGGGCCUCAGGUCACCUGGGAAAGGGAUGGAGCUGAAAAGAGACAGUCACAGAACCUAUUCAGUCCAUCAGAACUCAGGAAGCAAAGACGUACCUCCCUGCCUCGGUGCUCCACCUCCCCUUAUCUCCCCUAAAGGUCCCCAUCCUCCUGCCCCUUUGACCACACUGUGGAACCCGGCCUCCUUCGUCGGCACCCCCUCCGACUCCCGCAGAAAACUGAACCCUCCGACCCCGCCAAGCCGGCCGCCUCCAGGACUGACCAGAGCCGACAGGCCGACGGUAAGCUGGGGGGAGAAGCAGGAAGACGGAGGCAGAAGGCGGACGGAGGUCACAGAGCGGUACACCUCAACGAUUGGAGCUAGUUUACAAGAAGCAGGUUCCUGGAACCAGGCAGACCAGGACCGAGCCAUCCAGAGCCUCUAUCACCGCCAUCACAUCAACAACCUCCACAAGAGGCCCAUGGAGCCCCCGUCUGUUCCCCGCGCCGGUGCUGAACUGGUGGGGCGGUGUCGGGCCGCUUCUCCGCCUCUGGUAAGGGAGCGACAGGGUAAGCUGCCCAGCAGUGUACUGGUGUAUGACGAGGUUCUCCAGCAGCACCGCCAGCUGCUCAGCAAACUGGACCUGGAGGAGAAGAAGAGGAGGGAGGCCCGAGAGGGAGGUUAUUUCUAUGAACUGGACGAGUCGUACGAUGAGAGCGACGAGGAGGAGGUAAAAGCUCAUUUGAGGAGAGUGACGGAACAGCCCCGACUCAAACUCGACACGUCCUCCGAGAAAGUGGAUUUCCUGCGCGCGUGCGGUCUGACCACGCUGGCCCAUCGCGACGAGCUUCUGCUGAGGAAAAGGCGAAAGAGGAGGAGGAUGAUGCGAGAGCGCAGCCCCUCUCCGCCGGCCGCGCGGAGCAAGAGGAAGGCCUCGUCGCCUUCGGCACCUCCGGCUCCCUUAACUACGCCAUACUCUGCAGAGCAGAUGGACUGCACCCCUGAACUGCACGACAAAAAAGACUUCCUCCUUAUGUUCAACCUCUCCCACGUCAGCCCACAGCAGAAGAGAGAUAAGGAAAGGCCUGAGGGGCUGCUGAAGGCCAUUCAAAGGAAGACUGUGACAUUAGACACACUCAGAUAUAACCCUUUACCUCCGUGUAGCAGUCCUCUUGCUAACUUAACUUGUGACUCCUCAUCCGCCUCUUUGCUGAGUCAAUCAAAUGGACACCAGUACCCAGACUCUCCCAGCCCCUCCCCUCCCUACUUACACAAACCCAAACAUCUCGCCCAUAAUGACACAUUCAAACCCUCCGUGGACACCCACACGUCCCACAAUCCGCCACCUUUGAACCCCCACCCUGAAAAGGCCGAAUUCACGGAGGCUCAGCCAAACAGGAAGCUCCAGGGCCUCCAGAACGCCGUUGCUUCCCCACACAAAAAAGAAUCCAAUCCGGUGCAGAAUGGACGGAAUCGGCCCUGGGAGAGGUUUACACCGGAGGCUUUUGCUCAGCACUUCCACCAGGCCGUGCUGCAGUCCACACAUAGCACACUGCAGAACAAAGGAGUCUCGAGCUGUUGCCCAGAGGACGGCGCGAUGCCUCACAGCGUCUCUCAACUGAAAAACUCAUCCACUCCGUAUCCUCUUAUCCACGCACUUCAGCACGGACAGAUCAACGGCUAUCACUUCCACCCCCUUGCAGCCGGCAGGGACACUCCAGAACCGCGCGAAGACCUGUCUGAUGAGGACGAGGAAGAGUCUGGUCAGGAGGAGGAAGGCGAUGAGGUGGAGAUUGAAGAAGCACCGAGGAAGUGGCAGGGUAUUGAAGCUAUCUUUGAGGCCUACCACGAGUAUGUGGAUGAAUGGAGUAUAGAGAGGCAUGUUCUUCACAGUCAGUGUAAAAGACUUGAAGCACAGAAUUACAAUCUGACCAGAACCGCCGAGCAGCUCACUCUCACUAUGGGUGACCUGGUGAGUCAGAGGCAGAAGGUGAGAGAGGAGAGGGACAGACUUCAGGCCCAGCUUGAGCACUUCAGGAGGUGUUUGACACUACCGAACAUACAAUGGGGCAGGGGGCAAGUCAACGGGCACACGCCGAGGUGACCUCUGACACCAACUCCCAGGCAGAUACACCUCUGACACCAACAAACCAGUAACAAGACAAGCUGGAGCCAGAUCCCUCUGCACUCGAGAGCUUGAGGGAGCCAACCCUCGUCUUGUGUGGCCAAUCGGUUAUGUUUCCCGUCUGGUUCAACAUUCAACUGAUUACCUGCCAAGUUUUCCACGGUAUCCGUAAACCAUGGUGACCGUGUGCGUUCCUGUCUCUCUCUCGUUCUGCCGAUGGAUUGUUAUUGUUGGUUGAUAACACCUCCGUCCUCCGUUACCCUUACCUGUCCCACAAGUCCCCAGCUUUAAGGAUAUUUUUGCAUAAAGUGUAGGGAUUCACACAUAUGAGAUGCAUCUCUUGGCACACAUCUGUAGCCUCUCUGGACAGCAAUAAAGAAGAGAGUAAGUGUGCAGGGGUCACUUGGUCUGACUCAAAGAAGGAAGAAUGAGUCAAGGAAUCAACGCACACCUCAGGCCUUAAACUCGCUAGGAUGCACUUGAAGUGGAAUUGGAGGAAACACUUGACCGUCCCCUGUGUGGUACAACAUUGUAGUGUCUAUUUAGCACUGAAUCUGACAGUUGAAGCAGUUUGUGUGCGUGUGAAGCUUCCGCAGCGGAUAGAACAUCUAAAAGAUAUUAUCUAUUUAAUGGUAAAAUGGUAUCAAUGAAGUUUUUUGAGGUUUAAUAAAAUUUCCAUUGGUAAUGUCACUUGUGAUAUACAAAGAAUUUUGUAUGUUUUAAUGUUUUAACCAUCUCUUGUGCAAAGCCAUAUGUUACGUUUGAACUGCUGCUGGUCAGAAUAAAAAAAUGUUUUGAAAAUGAAGGAUGUUAGGACAGUUGUUUUCAGAAAUGUGACCAAGAUGCACAGGGGAUAGUAGACAACAUGAAAAAAGUUUUGUCUGUCAUUAUCAUGACGAUUGCUCAGAUGGUCUAUCCACGUGCCUAUAAAUGUUGAUAAAACUUGAAGAGAAUAAAAGUUGUGAUAUUUUUAAGCACAUCACAAAAUUCUUAGUUAUUGACAUCACGCGAGCGAAACAACAGUACUUUUAGACACAUUGUCCGACCGCAUUAUUGUUUACACCAUUCUAAAGGGUAUUUCUUCUUAAAUUAUCAUGGAAAAACUGAUCAGAUUUUGUGAAGGAAACAGAAAAACCCUGAUUAUUAUUCAGUUAAAUUUCAGGACUGUCAAAACUAAUAUACAAUAUAUUUUGAAUAUGAAAAUAAUUUAGAAUUGUUCGUGUGUGACAUCUGAAUGUCUCUAUCUCUCUAUAGAUGAUAAAAAUAAACUAAAUUUUUCUCUUUUGAUGAGAUCCAUUUGGUCAAGCCUGAUACAACAAAUACAAAACGUCCUCUGAAUGCUGAAGUCCCAGGAGCGCGUUCCUACAAGCACAAACGAGUAGCUAUGUCAUCAAAUCAUCUGACUUUCCUGCGUCACUUGUCCACCUCCUUAAACUUGCUGUGAAAUCCUGUGUUUUAUUUUGAAUCAGUUUUCAUGUAAUGUAUUAUUUUGACUGUAAAAUUGUGAUUAUUAUAAAUAAUCGUUUGUUUUUAUUAUUAAUUAUUUAUUAACAUAUAUUGCUGUACAUUCCGAUGGAAAUUUACAUUAUAAUAUUUGCAAAAUGUCUAAUUUGUCAUUGGCAUUAAUCUGGGGAAAGUUGUCACUCCUCACACAUUUUUAAUUUCAAUCAUUUUCUAUCAGUUAGAUGUUCUUCUCUUGGUUUUUAUAAAUCUUGUAUCUUUGGUUCAGAAAUUGCCCCAAAAAUCCCAAAUAGGUGUUGAAUUGGCAUACACAAUGGGAGCAUUGUCAUCCUGGAAAAGACCACACUGAUGCGGUGACGUUGGUUAUAACGAACAUUUACUUACGAACCGUACUUAAACACUAUUUUGAGGAACUUCCACUUCUUUCAGGUUUUCCCAUUUUAGGCUACUUUAUACUUCCAAGGCACAGGCACACAUUGCAUAUUACAGCUAGUAUUGCAAAUAAAGGUUCUGCCCCUCCAGGUUUUCUUUUAGCUAAUUAGACCUCAAACUGUUUUACCAGAUUCAAUGCACUAAUGUUAGGGAUUUAAGCAGUAGAGCACAACUAGCGGUAGAAAUUAUAACACCUAUAGUAAUGUUUAGUGUUUUGAAUUGUAGUUUGGUGAUGUUAGAUAAUUGCAAUAUCAAUAAAACACAAUUUAUAGACAUUUAAGUCAUAUAAUGACUGCACACAUUAACAUCCUGUCACGAUGUAAUGUUGAAACCUGGGGACGGAUGGUAAUUGUCCUUUAUGCUUUUCUCUCCAAUUUUCUCCCCAAAGAGGGUUUUUUGGUAGUUUUUACUCCUGUCAGGUAUGAGCAAAGGAUGUUUGACAGCCCUGCGUGGCAAACCAAUAUGGACCAUAUAGAACUGAGUUAAACAUAAUGGUUAAGGUGUGAUGAUUUAAGAUGUGUUAUUAUUAAAGAGCACUGGCUAUUGGAUGAUGA
Gasterosteus aculeatus aculeatus (three-spined stickleback) is the source of this 6696-nucleotide messenger RNA. RefSeq names its product genetic suppressor element 1-like. The record is from RefSeq and is a predicted model, not a curated record. NCBI's taxonomy places the organism in Eukaryota, Metazoa, Chordata, Actinopteri, Perciformes, Gasterosteidae.